This is a messenger RNA of Arctia plantaginis, 2811 nucleotides long. Lineage: Eukaryota; Metazoa; Arthropoda; Insecta; Lepidoptera; Erebidae. The record is from the annotation of a GenBank genome assembly.
AUGCCAGUUUACGAAUGGACUUCCGCCAAGAAAACUUGUAUGAAACAUGUCAGUCCUAGCUUUGAAGUUACUAGCUAUCCUCUAAAAAUAAACACGAUUUCCAUAAAACAAUCUUCCAGCAUUAGUAUUGUUGACCACAUUAAUAAAUGGAGUUCCGGAUUUGAAGAAGUAGACCCCCUAUUGCGAUUUGAACGCAUGAAUCUAGAUGAAAUACUUGAUACCAACCCUUUGGAAGUAGUACAGAUAGAAGGGAUAAACUACAGCAAAGCAUGGAGUGCAAAACGUGUAGCUAUUCUAAACAAAUACACAACUGGCGAAAAGUUAACAAUUGUGAGCAGCUAUCUACCAGGCGGAGAAAAGGCCCUUAUCAGACAGGUUUCUAAUUUGAAUGAAAAGGUAAAACAUAGGCUGGAACAGUUGGAUUACUUUGAUGAAAGUUCAGUUAGGAAAACAAUGGGAUUAAGUCAACAAGAAUUUGUCACGAAUAUCAACAUGCUGAAUGAUGAAAUUAAAAAGGCGUGGGGGUCAGAACAAAGGGUAAAGGCAUUUAAAAUAGGUAUCCAGUGCUCAAAAUUACUAUCUGACAUCAGUGUAAUGCAGUUUUAUCCUAGUAAAUUUAUUUUAAUUACUGAUAUAUUAGACACUUUUGGAACUUUGGUGUUUGAUCGUCUGAAAGAAAAGAGUUUCGGACUGAAUAAUUCCAAAAAUAUUCAUAAUAUUGAUCCAAAAUCGGUGCCGGAGUCAGCUAAGGAAACGUGUCAAAAUUGGAUGUACAAAAUGGCUUCUAUCCGAGAAUUAUUACCUCGAUUGUACAUGGAAAUGGCUUUGUUAAAAUGUUACGUAUUCAUUUCUAAAGAGGAAAUUAAACUUGCAAUAUCGAGGCUCAGUAUAAUGAUAAGAGGAAUAGGAAAUUCAUUAGUGUCGCUGUAUUUGAGAGUAUAUUUGUGUUAUACUGCUUCCAAACUGCUUGGUAAAGAGAGCGAAGUCUACUUCUAUGACAACUUAAAGGAAUUUCUUGAAGAAUAUCAACAGAUUUUUCAGACAUCAAUGAGGAAAAAGUAUGAAUCACAAUUACUUACACAAGAUAAAUAUUUGAAUCUAUAUGUGCCUGCAAUUGAUUGGCUGCUGCUUGGAACAUUGAACUCUAAAAAAUGUAAAAGCGAUCUUUUUGACAAGCUCCUCCUAAAAUGUGAACAAAUUGAAAACAAUGAACUGUUCCUGUGUUGUCUCGUUUCCUCCUUUGAUACGACCAGUGUAAAAAACCAAGCGGCAAGAAUUAUGGAGGUGGUUCAAAGCAAGGCUGAGAAAAUGGUUAUGAUAAAUGAAAUACUAACAUCACUUGGAGAACAUUUGUGUAAGGGCGAGAACUUUAGGCAAAACGCGUCGGAGUCGCUUAUACAGACUUGGUGGAAAAUCGCCAGCUCCUUGAAGUCAACGCAUCACUUUUUGCAAGUUUUAGAACCUUGGCUACAAUUCGCAUGUACUCAUUUAUCGACUCAACACGUGAAUGUGAUACUGCGUGGUACAAUACGCUACAUGGUCAAAUGUGGUAAACCGGUUGAUGAAUUCUCUGGGAACUUUCAGUUUGUUAUGAAAAGAAUGCUCAGGUCGAUACCUGACGUGGAGGAGCUGUUCUUAAUGGACGCAUUCAUGCCUCUGGUGGAGCUGGUGCAAACUUCGAGUGCACGUACGAUGAUAGUCAAGACCGUUUUGUCAAUAUUCUUCUCGAGAUACACUUCUGUUCAGAUGGAGGAUCCCAUUGUUAUCUCUAGUGUCAUGACCCUCUGCUGGAUACUACACGACUCAAUCAACGCCGUGACGGUUGAAGACGAAAGUAAACUCUGCGGUGAGCUUAUCAAUAAGUUCAUACAGGCAGUCACGUUUCAAGAUGAUCUUGAAAGACAGCUUAACUUCUACGUGGAAUGCAGAUCUUCCUUUAUUAAAUUGGAUACAGUACUCAUAACAUUAGUUCACGCUGUUAACUCCCUAGCAGUUCGUGCGAGCACGCCGAGAGGUAAAUGGUUGCAACGUGCGUGUGCUGCUUACUGUUUCGUCACCGUACCCUCACUGCACUGUACGCUCACCAAAACUCAGUUGUAUCUGCUAUCUGGGCAAGUUGCGCUCUUGAACAACUGCAUCGGACAAGCUGAGGCUAAUUUCAAAGCUUUGAUUGGUCUUAUACCCGAUAUACCAGAUUAUAUACUAGAAGAUGGCCAAAAGAAACUGACACAUGUCAAAGUUGGAGCUCUUUUAAGUGACUUCUUAUCGACGCUGUUACUUCUGCCUGAUAACGUAGAUGGGAAUUGUAAAGCGUACAUACUAAGUGGAUUUAUAAAAACUAUGGAGAGGAUACACUGGAAGAGGACAGAGCCGCUGUACUACACCACUCUUCUUCAUACGUUAGAUCUGCUCUGCGAAAUGACCCAGGAAACCUAUGCACACCAUAUUGAAUCAGUGUUAUCAAAUGAUAAACUGUACGGCAGUGACACGGAAUUCAUAGCGGUGUUAGAAAAGUACGCUACUAAUAUUUGCCAAGAGCUACUGGUCGUUUUGAAGGCGCUGGGUGACAACAAAGAAACGAAGAAGCAGUACAAUUUAGCCUUAGAAUUGUUCUGGCGUGUUGUAAGACGCGGUGACUUGAAGGCGCGUCCAAUGAUGAGUCUAGCGGGUAACUUGUGGAUGUUGUCUCAAAAGAUACAAGACUCCAAUAACAAAUUUGCCAAAGCAAUUAUGUCUUCUCUACAAAAGGACAGCAACCCGAAUUUUCGACAUUUACUUCAAAAACUUGAGGAAGGCGUCAAGAAUUUAUGA